AUGGCUUCAGAUAGGGCUAGGAAGCUUAUCAGUUUAGCUCUUAAUACAGAACAACAUGGCGAUUCUCUUACUACGCGUCAAGAAAUAUUGCUUAAUAAGGGAAAUACCAUUAUUAACAAUAAUUUUGAUCCUGAUCAGAAUAGUAGAUACACGAAUACAUUAAACAAUGUUAUCAAUAUGAUGGACAAUCCUACUGAAUCUAGUUUAAAUGUACCGUUGGAAGAUUACAUUGAACAUUACUCGCUAGUAGAAAAUGCACAGAUUGAAAUAGUUGAUGUUCCUGAUUUUUUUACUACAUUUGACGUACCUAGUGAAAAUGCAAACAUAAUUAGCAAUACACAUUCUUUAAAAAUUUGUGAUACUGUUAGGGUUUACGAUCCAUCGAUGCGAGAAAAUUUUAAUGAUACUUAUAUAGAAAACUGCGAUUUAAUAUCCAAUUGUAGUGAUAAUUUUGGCGAUCCUAAAUUAGUUCCAUACUCAUCAAGUUCAGAAAACGAUAGCGAUACCUCCUUGCUUGAGAAGAGUAAAUUCAGAAAAAGACGAACUCAAGUAAAUAAAAAUACCUGGUUUGCAGAAAAAAAUAAAAAAUUGCGCGAAAAAGGCUCUCAAUAUUAUGGCAAAAUUAAAAAAAAUUCUAAAUGGGUCUAUGAAAGUUUAAGAGAACCAAAGCGUUUAAAAGACAGAUGCAAAUGUAGCAGAAAAACGGGCAUAAUCAAGUGUGGCAUUAUAAAAGAUGAAGAAAGAAUGAAACUAUUCAACCAAUUUUGGAAAAUAUAUACAUGGGGAGAGAAGAAAAUAUUUGUUAAUGGUACUGUUCAAUCAGCUCCAACAAAACGUCAUAGGGAUCGAAAACUGUCUGAUAGUUCUCGACGAGCUCAGUCAUUCAAGUAUAAUUUAAAAACAGCUGAUGGUAGUUAUGUAAGAGUUUGCAAAACUAUGUAUUUAAAUACUUUGGGCAUUGGAAGAAUGACUGUUAUUGCUUGGAAAGAUAGAAUUAAAGAUAAUACUUGCAUUCCUAGUCAACUUAGAGUUAACAGAGAUAGAGUUAACCCUUUUGUAAACAGGCAAAAAUCAAUGACCGAUUUUUUCGACUCUCUACCAACAAUGGAAUCUCAUUACUGUCGGGCUUCAUCUUCCAAAAAAUAUCUGCAAACUGAUUGGAAAACAAAAAUGGAUUUAUAUAAGUUUUACGUGCUGACUGGUGAUCUGACUGGUGCAAAUCGCACCUCAUACAACCGCUAUCUAAAACUACUUUCUGCUGGGACAAUGGAAGAACAUGAUUAUCAAUUACAUGUAUUGAAAAAAGAAGAAGCUAGGAAAGAAAAACAAACAGAUAAAGCGAAUAAUAGUCUUGUAUUCACAGUAGAUCUUCAAGCAGUUUUAAUGGCACCUAAGUCAAAUGUCAGCACAUUGUACUACAAAACAAAGCUUCAAGUGCAUAAUCUGUGCUUUUAUAAUAAUAUCAGCAAAGAUGGCUAUUGUUUUGUAUGGAAUGAAACGGAAGGGGGGCUUAAUGCAGAUGAGUUUGCUUCUAUUUGGACAUAUUUUAUUGAGAAAAAGAUUCUACCUAAAGUGGAAAACAAAACAGAUAUACGUAUUAUUAUUUAUUCGGAUGGCUGUGGUUAUCAAAAUCGCAAUGUGACUAUGUCAAAUGCGCUAUUAAAUAUGGCAGUUAAAAACGAAAUAACCAUCGAGCAGAAAUAUUUAGAAGUCGGCCAUACACAAAUGGAAGUGGAUGCUAUGCAUUCUUUAAUAGAACGGAGAAUGCGUAAUAGAAUCAUAAAUGUUCCUGCGCACUAUGUUCAAAUUAUUGAGUCUGCGCGCACUAAUCCAUUUGAUGUCAAGUAUUUGGAACAUACUUUUUUCAAAGAUUUCCGUAAUAUUUCGAGCUACAAAAGCAUUCGCCCUGGACGAUCAUCGGGAGACCCUAAAGUCACCGAUAUUCGCGCACUCAUGUAUUCUUCAUCAGGAGAAAUUUCAUAUAAGUUGCGGUUUGAAGAGCCAUGGAUGCUGCUGCCCCAAAGAAAAAGCCCUUUUUCAGCAAAAAGUUUUGAGGAAAUGCAAAAUUUGCACCAAACUAGACUGAAAAUUAAAGCUCGAAAAUAUGAUGACCUUCAACAAAUUAAAGAAGUCCUGCCAGCAGAUUUCAGAGAAUUUUACAACAAUUUACCGUAUGAUUAA
Molecule: messenger RNA, 2181 nt
Organism: Parnassius apollo (apollo)
Lineage: Eukaryota; Metazoa; Arthropoda; Insecta; Lepidoptera; Papilionidae
Source: the annotation of a GenBank genome assembly